GUCAGGGUCAACAAUUUAAUUAACAGGUCCUCCGCUCUUGCGGAGCUUUAGCUCCUUUCCGGAACCUUUAGCUCCUUCACUGUGGCGCCGAGCUGAACCAGCCACAGCUUCCAAUCUGUCACAAUUGUAAAAGUGGGGGAUCGCCGGACAGCGGGGUUGUCACAGAGGGGCAGGUAUCUAGACAACGCAAGAAUAAUUUUCCCACCACAUAAUUCCAUGUCAUGCCAGGGGCAGCCAAAGUUGCCGACGGAACGACAUAUAAACCAUAGCUAUCCAGCCUCCUUACCCUUCCAAACCGGUUGGACAGACAUUGUCCACAUCAUGGCGGAUACAUCAGCGCGAGAGACUCAUACUCCUUCGCAAACCUACCUCUCCACGAGAGGUGGUGACUACGGCCUUUCAUUUGAGACUGUUGUGCUGAAGGGACUCGCGGCAGAUGGUGGUCUUUUCUUACCCGAGGAAGUCCCAAUUGCAACAGAUUGGCAAAGUUGGAAAGACCUGUCGUACGCCGAACUAGCCUUCCAGAUCCUCAGCCUGUACAUAUCGACCGACGAGAUCCCCGCAGAUGAUCUGAAAGAUAUCCUCGACCGAAGCUACUCGACCUUCCGUGCGAAGGAGGUUACACCCUUGGUCCACCUGCAGGACAACCUGUAUCUUCUGGAACUAUUCCAUGGGCCGAGUUAUUCCUUCAAAGAUUGCGCCCUGCAAUUCUUGGGCAACCUCUUCGAGUAUUUCCUUGUUCGGAGGAACCAGGGGAAAGAAGGCAAAGACAGGCACCAUCUGACUGUUGUCGGCGCGACGAGCGGUGAUACUGGAUCCGCAGCGAUAUAUGGUCUCAGGGGCAAGAAGGAUGUAUCGGUAUUUAUCUUGCAUCCGAAAGGUCGUGUCAGCCCGUUCCAAGAAAGGCAGAUGACCACCGUUUUGGAUGGGAAUGUCCACAAUAUGGCCGUCACGGGCACGUUUGACGACUGCCAGGACAUAGUCAAGGCAUUGUUCGCUGACCCCGACACCAAUCAAGCGCUGAAGCUCGGGGCAGUCAACUCGAUCAAUUGGGCGCGGAUUUUAGCCCAGAUCGUUUACUAUUUCCAUGCCUAUUUCGCCCUGGCCAGAACGUCUCCCUCAUUCAAGAUCGGCGACAAGGUUAGAGCUGUGGUUCCUACUGGCAACUUUGGCGACGUCUUGGCCGGGUACUUUGCCCGUCGUAUGGGCCUUCCCAUAGAGAAGCUCGUCGUUGCGACCAACGAGAACGACAUCCUAGAUCGGUUCUGGAAGACAGGCCGAUAUGAGACGAAGCCUGCUCGGGGGCCCGAGGUGGAGGGAGGGUUGAGAGUCAACGGCGCGAAUGUCCAUGAGGGUGGCGUGCGCGAGACGCUGAGCCCUGCCAUGGACAUUCUGGUGUCGAGCAACUUCGAGCGUCUGCUCUGGUAUCUUGCCUACGAGUUCGCCUCGAGCGCCGGGAUGAACGACGAAUGGAACAAGAGACAAGCUUCACAGGAGGUCGCGCUGUGGCUGUCCGACCUCAAGAAGAAGGGAGGCUUCGGUCCCGUCUACCAGGACGUGCUGGAGAGUGCACGUCGCACGUUCGAGAGCGAGCGCGUGACAGACACCCAGACGAUUCAGGCUAUCAAGGAUCUCUACCAUGACGUAAACUACGUUCUGGAUCCCCAUACGGCAGUGGGCGUAACCGCCGCAAAGAGGUCCAUCGGAAAAACGGGGCCGCAGAUGCCUCACAUCUCGCUCUCGACGGCCCACCCCGCGAAGUUUGUAGCGGCUGUUGAACUGGCUUUGCAGGACGAGACGAAUUUCAGUUUCGACAAGGUGCUCCCUGCCGAGUUCGCCGGUCUUUCCGAGAAGGAAACACGUGUGACAACGGUGGAGAACUCUUGGGAGAAAGUGAGAGAAAUUGUCAAGAAGCAGGCUGAAGAGGACAUGAAACGGUAGUUGCGCGGUAUUUUUGAAUAAGAUAAAUCAGUCGUUUCCGCAGCGUCCUGAUGCAGUCAUUUUCCUAAGCUCUUCUACCCUUCUGCGCAGGCCAGAGGCCCGAGGCCUUGUAUUUAGUUAGCAUUAGAUCCCUCAAGUGAUGAGAUCCUGCAGGGCAUCAUGAUUUCCCCUCCCGAUGACACGGGAGUCCCAGUACUAAAUUGAGGGUGAUAACAACAUCCGGACUUGCUCGCAAGCAUCAGAGCCCAGAACAGCCCAUGACAUAACAAGUCUUCAAUGUUCCACAGACAGCAAGUGCAGCUCAUCGCAAGCGGAGAAGCAUCAGGGACAAAUGAACAUAAAGAGUUGGCAGCUCACCCCCUUGAGAAAGACAUCACCUUCCGACGUGUCGUACCCGGAAUGACGACGAGCCUGAUACAGAGACGAGAGGCACGAUAGACGGAAAUGGGAACCGGGUAUCGGCCUACAUGGGUUG
Phialemonium atrogriseum is the source of this 2416-nucleotide messenger RNA. RefSeq names its product tryptophan synthase beta subunit-like PLP-dependent enzyme. Bases 217 to 1941 code for a protein of 574 amino acids. NCBI's taxonomy places the organism in Eukaryota, Fungi, Ascomycota, Sordariomycetes, Cephalothecales, Cephalothecaceae. Gene Ontology annotation, biological process: L-threonine biosynthetic process. The record is from RefSeq and is a predicted model, not a curated record. Gene Ontology annotation, molecular function: threonine synthase activity. The transcript is spliced from 6 exons.